CUUGUCGUCUGCGUGAAUCACCCGAGCUUUCAGCAAACUACGACGCCUCUACAAAGUUAUUCCUGUCUCUCCCUCUCCCAGACAGUUCGAGUACACUACACAAUGUCCCUGUCCCUUGAGACCACCGACGUCGCUCCCGCUCCGGUCCCUGUCCCCGUGCAAGAUGGCCCAGCUCUCGGCUCCAAGUCGCGGAUGCCCGAGUUCAGCCUGGCUGGGAAGGUGGUCUGUGUCUCCGGAGCCGCCCGCGGAUUGGGGUUGACGCAGGCCGAAGCUCUGCUCGAAGCCGGGGCCAAGGUGUAUGCGCUUGACCGUCUUGAGGAACCCUCCCCCGAGUUCGCCAUCAUCCAGAAACGCGCGCAAGAGGAACUGGGAACGGAGCUACACUACCGUCGCAUUGACGUGCGCGACACGGAACUGCUGAACACCGCCAUCGAGGCUAUCGCCAACACGGAGUGUCGGAUGGAUGGGCUGGUCGCCGCCGCGGGGAUCCAGCAGGAGACCUCUGCAUUGGAGUACACGGCCGAGGACUCGAACCGGAUGUUCGAGGUGAACGUUACAGGGGUGUUCAUGACCGCGCAGGCCGUCGCGAAGCAGAUGAUUCGCUUUGGGAACGGCGGCAGCAUUGCACUGAUUGCCAGUAUGAGUGGUACAAUCGCCAAUCGGGGUCUCAUCUGUCCCGCAUACAAUGCCAGCAAGGCGGCUGUGAUCCAGCUGGGUCGCAACCUCGCCAUGGAGUGGGGGCAGUAUAACAUCCGGGUCAACACGAUUUCCCCGGGAUAUAUCGUGACGGCGAUGGUGGAGCAGCUGUUUGUGCAGUUCCCCGAGCGUCGUGAGGAGUGGCCGAAGCACAACAUGCUGGGCCGACUGUCCACGCCCAACGAAUACCGGGGCGCGGCGGUCUUCCUCCUCAGCGACGCCAGCAGCUUCAUGACGGGCAGCGAUCUGCGCAUCGACGGCGGUCACGCUGCGUGGUAGAUGUCUGUUUUUGGUGCCUGUUUUCUAUGGGUUUCUAGUUGCUGUGUCGCAUGGCGU
Aspergillus aculeatinus CBS 121060 is the source of this 1032-nucleotide messenger RNA. RefSeq names its product putative short chain dehydrogenase. Gene Ontology annotation, molecular function: oxidoreductase activity, acting on NAD(P)H, oxygen as acceptor. Lineage: Eukaryota; Fungi; Ascomycota; Eurotiomycetes; Eurotiales; Aspergillaceae. Gene Ontology annotation, cellular component: intracellular anatomical structure. The transcript has 3 exons. The record is from RefSeq and is a predicted model, not a curated record. Bases 103 to 975 code for a protein of 290 amino acids.